Saimiri boliviensis boliviensis (Bolivian squirrel monkey) is the source of this 2954-nucleotide messenger RNA. RefSeq names its product cholinergic receptor nicotinic alpha 5 subunit (gene CHRNA5). Gene Ontology annotation, molecular function: acetylcholine-gated monoatomic cation-selective channel activity; transmembrane signaling receptor activity. The record is from RefSeq and is a predicted model, not a curated record. Gene Ontology annotation, biological process: monoatomic ion transmembrane transport. Gene Ontology annotation, cellular component: postsynaptic membrane. NCBI's taxonomy places the organism in Eukaryota, Metazoa, Chordata, Mammalia, Primates, Cebidae.
UGCUGUCCCGGCGGGAGCUGAGGCGCGGAGCGGCGCCUCUGCCGUGUCUGUCCUCGUUUUCUCUCACGACUCGCACUCCGAGCUCCACACCCCAGGAGUCCGCGUUCGCCGCGCGGCGGUCGGGAGGCGGCGGCCCGCGUUCGUUCGGCGCGGGCCCGGGGCGAUGGCGGCGCGGGGGUCGGGGUCCCGCGCGCUCCGCCUGCUGCUGCUGGUCCAGCUGGUCGCAGGGCGCUGCGGGCGGGCGGGCGCGGCGGGCGGCGCGCGGGGAGGAUCAUCUGAACCUUCUUCUAUUGCAAAACAUGAAGAUAGUUUGCUUAAGGAUUUAUUUCAAAGCUAUGAAAGAUGGGUUCGUCCUGUGGAACACCUGAAUGACAAAAUAAAAAUAAAGUUUGGACUUGCAAUAUCUCAAUUGGUGGAUGUGGAUGAGAAAAAUCAGUUAAUGACAACAAAUGUCUGGUUGAAACAGGAAUGGAUAGAUGUAAAAUUAAGAUGGAACCCUGAGGACUAUGGUGGAAUAAAAGUUAUACGUGUCCCUUCAGACUCUGUCUGGACACCCGACAUCGUUUUGUUUGAUAACGCAGACGGACGUUUUGAAGGGACCAGUACGAAAACAGUCAUCAGGUACAAUGGCACUGUCACCUGGACUCCACCAGCAAACUACAAAAGUUCCUGUACCAUCGAUGUCACGUUUUUCCCAUUUGACCUUCAGAACUGCUCCAUGAAAUUUGGCUCUUGGACUUACGAUGGAUCGCAGGUUGAUAUAAUUCUAGAGGACCAAGAUGUAGACAAGAGAGAUUUUUUUGAUAAUGGAGAAUGGGAGAUUGUGAGCGCCACGGGGAGCAAAGGGAACCGAACCGACAGCUGUUGUUGGUAUCCGCACGUCACGUACUCAUUCGUAAUCAAGCGCCUGCCUCUCUUUUAUACCUUGUUUCUUAUCAUACCCUGUAUCGGGCUCUCAUUUUUAACUGUGCUUGUCUUCUAUCUUCCUUCAAAUGAAGGUGAAAAGAUUUGUCUCUGCACGUCCGUUCUUGUCUCUUUGACUGUCUUCCUGCUGGUUAUUGAAGAGAUCAUACCCUCAUCUUCAAAAGUCAUACCUCUGAUUGGAGAGUAUCUGGUAUUUACCAUGAUUUUUGUGACACUGUCAAUUAUGGUGACCGUCUUCGCUAUCAACAUUCAUCACCGUUCUUCCUCCACACAUAACGCCAUGGCACCUUGGGUGCGCAAGAUAUUUCUUCACAAGCUUCCCAAACUGCUUUGCAUGCGAAGUCAUGCGGAUAGGUACUUCACUCCGAAGGAGCAAACUGGGAGUGGUGGUGGACCAGAAUCUUCUAGAAACACAAUGGAAGCUGCACUCGAUUCUAUUCGCUACAUUACAAGACACAUCGUGAAGGAAAAUGCUGUCCGUGAGGUUGUGGAAGAUUGGAAAUUCAUAGCCCAGGUUCUUGAUCGGAUGUUUCUGUGGACUUUUCUUUUCGUUUCAGUCGUUGGAUCUCUCGGGCUUUUUGCUCCUGUAAUUUAUAAAUGGGCAAAUAUAAUAAUACCAGUUCAUAUUGGAAAUGCAAAUAAGUGAAGCCUCCCAAGGGACUGAAGUAUACAUUUAGUUAACACACAUAUAUCUUCAUGCAUCUACAAAAUGAUGAAAAUGUAAGUUAUGUGUUAAAUAUGAUGCCAGCUUCAACAGAUUAAUAGUUGCUAACCUCAAUAUGCGUUAAUAGAUGAUCCAUUGGAACGGUUGCCUGUAUGAAUGAAUAACUGAUGAGAUAACAUUUGAUCUUCUAAAAAUAGCAGCAAAAUAUUAUCCAGACUGUCCUAGUGAAAAAUCUAGUAUUUGUACCCUGGCGAAGAACACUAAUUUAUAAUCAACAGUAAAGCUCAUCCUUUGACUGGCUGGAAAAUUCCAGUUGUAUUUGAAGACUGAUUUUAAAACGUUUCUGCAUUUGGUAAACGUACAUACACUUCCCUGUACUCACUGAGUAACAGCUAAUCUUUAAUAUUAUACUGCUAUAUUUAAAAAGCUGACUGCUUGAUAUAAUUACUUAAUGUGAUGCAGCUUUUCCAUAACAAACAUUUUUAAAAUAAAUGAAAAACAGGAACUGGGAACUCCCUUAAGGCUUGCUUAAUUCUUUAGAUCCUUAAACUGAAUAAUUAUUGUGUUAACUAUUUUUGUAGCUUGCCUUCCACUGUGAAGUCAUACAUUAGCAACUCCUGUGGACACCCAGUAGCAUAUCCUUAACAUUAAUUUAAACCCUUUUAUCCACAUUUUGCACGAUUAAUAGAACCAUCUUCCAUGUAAACUGUGGUGGUAUCUCUUUAUCCAUGAUCUUAGAACAGUCAGUGCGCUACAAUUACAUGAACCCAUUUAGAAAAACAUAUUUAGGGCUGGGCACAAUGGCUCACACCUGUAAUACCAGCACUUUGGAAAGCCGAGGCAGAUGGAUCACCUGAGGUUAGGUGUUCGAGACCGGCCUGGCCAACAUGGUGAAACCCCAUUUCUACUAAAAAUAUAAAAAAUUAGCCAGGUGUGGUAUCAGGUGCCUGUAGUCCCAGCUACUCAGGAGACUGAGGCAGGAGCAUCGCUGGAACUCAGGAGGCGGAGGUUGCAGUGAGCUGAGAUUGCACCAUUGUACUCCAGCCUGGGCAACAAGAGUGAAACGCCAUCUCAAAAAAUAAAAUCAAUAAAAAAACAUAUUCAGGUUUAAAGGAUUCCGUGAGAAAAUAAUCUUCCAGGAUUGAAGACGGUAUUCCAAUCGGCAGCUAACGCUCUUUGGAAGGCAGAGGAGACCUUGUCUAAUUUGCAUUUUAUUGUAGGCAGGUGUUUAAUGCCAUUUACUGAGUGAAAGCCUAGUGUGAUGAAUUUAAAUUGCUAGCUACCUUAGCUUGCAUACAUCCCUGAUCCUUCUUACACUCCCAUUGCUGUUACUUCAGAUUUUUAUACAUAAAUAAAUUUUUUUUGA